Messenger RNA from Bactrocera dorsalis (oriental fruit fly), 4680 nucleotides. It is a transcript of the gene Hnf4, whose product is annotated as transcription factor HNF-4 homolog. Gene Ontology annotation, cellular component: nucleus. Gene Ontology annotation, biological process: cell differentiation; regulation of transcription by RNA polymerase II; anatomical structure development. The transcript has 6 exons. Gene Ontology annotation, molecular function: nuclear receptor activity; RNA polymerase II cis-regulatory region sequence-specific DNA binding; zinc ion binding. Lineage: Eukaryota; Metazoa; Arthropoda; Insecta; Diptera; Tephritidae. The record is from RefSeq and is a predicted model, not a curated record. Bases 1776 to 3872 code for a protein of 698 amino acids.
ACCCAGUCACUGUGCGCUCAACGCUAGCGCCAGCGCCGCUGCUGUCGUCGCUCGUAAUCACAGUUUCCUUAACAAUUUCGCUAAGACUAUAUCAUUAGCAUUAUUACUAAGUCGUUUUAGUACGAGUGUAGAACAACAUUAGCGCCUUAGUUGUCCGUCGGUACUUUUUGUUGCAUUUUAUUGUGUGUGUAUGACUCGGUGUGUGUGUUUGUGUUGUGAUAUGCCAAUCGCACCGCCUAAGAACGUACGUUGCGAGACUCACCGCUGAUUAGUCGACUACUUCAACUGACAGUUAACUGUUGACACACUUCGGCUUACGGUCGUCCACGGUUCUACGUUGCUACGUCUGCUGCUGCUGGGGAUACGAAAAUACAAACACAGCAAAUAUAUCGGUUUAAGCAAGCGUUGAAGAAACAAAAAUUAUCCUGAUAAGAGUGAAAACACGCACGAACAUACAAGUACACGAACAUACACGUUAUGUAGUACAUGUAGCGCCAGCUAACUUUGCAAGUGCAUCCCUGUGGCGCGUAUCGAAAAAUAUUUAUUUUAUUUGAGCUUCGAAUUUUUUAUUGUUGUUGCUUGGACAUGAUAUGACAUGAAUUACAACUUUUCCGGGUUUUCAAGUGCAUUUUAGUUAUUAAAUAAAUGGCGGAACAGUAAAAAAUUAAAAAAAAUUAAAUUAAAAAAAUUGAAAUUUAAAAAUAUUAACUAGAAAAUUUUAAUUAAUAAAAAAAUUAAGUUAAUUAAUUAAAAAAAAAAAAUAAUAAAAAAAUUAUUAAAAAAAGUCAAGUAAAUAAAUAAAGAAAGGCGGAACAGUAAAAAAAAUACGAUUAAAAAAUUUUAAUUAAUAGAAAAUUAAUUAAAAAAAUUAAGUAAAUGAAUUAAUAAAACGGAACACUAAACCAAAUUUAUAUUAAAUUAUUAUUAAGGAGGUGGAACAGUAAAAAAAUUUAAGAUUAAAAAAAUUUAAAUUAGAAAAUUUUAAUUAAUAAAAAAAAUUAAAAAAUCAGGUAAAUAAAUUAAAAGCGGAACAUAAAAAAAAUUUAAAAUUAAAAAAGUUUUAAUUAAUACAAAAAUUAAUUGAAAAAUUAAGUAAAUAAUUAAAAAAGGCGGAACAGUAAAAACAUAUUAAGUAAAAAAUUUAAUUAUAAAAAAAAAAUAAUUAAAUAAAAGUGAAUAAGAAAAAGCAUCACUUAAAGAAAAAUAAAAAAAUUACAAAAGAAAAUUAAUGAAAAAAAAUUAAAAAAUUACGAAAACAAUUCCUAAGAAAGAACACUUAAAAAUUUACAUAUACAUGCAUACAUAUGUACAUCUAUAAUAACUACCAACAUCUCAAACGCAUUUCAAACACAUCACAAAUGUGCAUUAUGCCAAUUUGAGUUCCGCGCACACGAGGAAAAGCUUUAAGGUGUGAUCUGUUGCGUAUUCUAUGCAAAUCUUCGCGUCAAGUGUGCAUUGUUGUGUACUUAGUGCAAGCCAAAAGUGACUGUCAAGGCAAGACUAGGCAAUAUUUUGUUUUUUCGGCAAAUAUUUAAUAUUUGUGUUUAGCUAAUUUGUGUGCGGCAAAAGUAACGAAGAUAAAAAAACAACAAUUACAUACAAACAAACACAUACAUAUUUAUAUACAUAUCCACACUCAUCGAUACGCCAGAUUUGUUUGCUAAGCUAUUUGGUUUCGCCUUUGUCGCGCGUUGCAUGCGUUUUAGCAAUUGCCUGACGUAUACAACAAGUGUCCAGCAAGUGUCAACUGCAUGCUGUUAAGUUUCUAGGGGGAUAUGUUAAAAAUGAAGACAGAAGUGCUAUCGGGUAGUGGCUUUGAUGAGUCCUAUAUAUUUGAGGAUAAUUUGCUGCGCAUGAUCGAUGCCGAGGGACAUAUGAUGCAUGGCAUUGAGCCGGCGCUCUCGGCGCUUAGCAGCGCCUCCGCACACAGUCCAAGCGGCAGUCAGGCGCUGAGUCCAGCGCUCAGUCUCAGCGGUGGUAAUAGCAAUAGCAAUGGCAAUUUAUCUACUAGUGGCAAUAAUACUAUUAACAAUAACAACAACUCAUACGCGCAAAACAAUAACUCACAAUCGGCAACGGUUUGUGCUAUAUGUGGCGAUCGCGCCACCGGCAAACAUUACGGUGCUUCCAGUUGUGACGGCUGCAAAGGCUUCUUCCGACGCAGCGUGCGCAAGAAUCAUCAAUAUACCUGCAGAUUUUCACGCAACUGCGUUGUGGACAAAGACAAACGCAAUCAGUGUCGUUAUUGUCGCUUACGUAAGUGCUUUAAGGCGGGCAUGAAGAAGGAGGCAGUGCAAAAUGAACGCGAUCGUAUUAGUUGUCGUCGCACCUCAAACGAAGAUCCCGAUCCCGGUAAUGGCUUGUCCGUUAUAUCGCUGGUUAAGGCCGAGAUUGAGAGUCGUCAAUCGAAAGCGGGCGCUGCCAUGGAGACCAAUCCGAAUGAAGAUCUAUCGAACAAACAAUUCGCCAGCAUCAACGAUGUGUGUGAGUCAAUGAAACAACAGCUGUUGACGCUGGUCGAGUGGGCCAAGCACAUACCAGCCUUUAAUGAUCUGCAGCUGGACGAUCAGGUGGCGUUACUACGCGCGCAUGCUGGCGAACAUCUGUUGUUGGGAUUGUCGCGGCGCUCUAUGCAUCUGAAAGAUGUGUUGCUGUUGGGCAACAAUUGCGUUAUCACGAAACAUUGUCCAGAUGCGCGUCUGUCGCCAAACUUGGAUAUUUCGCGCAUUGGCGCUAGAAUCAUAGAUGAGCUCGUUUUUGCACUGCGCGAUGUGAAUAUUGACGAUACCGAAUUGGCAUGCAUCAAGGCGCUGGUGUUCUUCGAUCCGAACGCCAAAGAUCUCAAGGAACCGCAACGCGUUAAGACGUUGCGCCAUCAAAUCCUAAACAAUCUGGAAGAUUAUGUGUCGGAUCGACAAUAUGAGUCACGCGGUCGUUUUGGCGAAAUACUCUUAAUACUGCCCGUACUGCAGUCCAUCACUUGGCAGAUGAUCGAACAAAUACAGUUUGCGAAAAUUUUCGGUGUCGCCCACAUUGACUCGCUGCUACAGGAAAUGCUACUUGGCGGUGAACUGGCCGACAACUCACCACUCUCGCCGCCAAGCCUGACCAACUACAGUCCGACACGCAACAUGGACGGCAGUCAUGUGUCGUCAACACUGGACGUGCUCACCUCACCCACAACCGCUGAUCAUUUGAGCGCCUGCAUGGAUAGCAACAGUUUGGAUGCACAAAUGAUGUCGCCACUACUGGAAAAUAUUGCCGCAUCGCCACCACAAUACAAUCAGUUGCGCUCAUACCAGACACAACAGCGCCCACAACAACAACAAGCGGUCAACAACAACACAGGUACACCACUACACACACGCGCCAUGCAUUCACCACACCUCAACGACACCGAUACGAACAAUGUCGACAUGGUUAACGGCGCCGGCAACUCAUGCAUGGACGAGAAUAGCAUGUACAACACCAACAGCGUUAUGCGUCCACUAUCCACGAGCAGCGCACACAAUUUGCCACAUAUGUCAUCGCCGAAUAUGCAACAGCAUCCACAUGCCGCAUCCUCACCAAUGCAACAUUCACCGCCGUUGCAUCGCAAUCAUCCCUACCAAAGACCGGAUCAGUUGAAUGCCGCGCAACAACAUAAUAAUGGCGCCGUUGCACAGCAGCUACGCAAUCCGGCUGAGAUGACGUUGAAUGAAUAUAAUAGCGGCAGCGCUGAGGAAAUGCUGCGUCGCGCGCCAAUCAAAAUACGUGGACCCGACGCGCUGAGCAGCGGCGCUGGCGGUGCUUAUAUGAUGGGUGGCGGUUUGCACGAUGCCGAGAGCGCGUAUCGCCUGACAUUGAAACAGGAACCGGAAACAGGUUAUUGAAAUAUGGUGGGGUUGCACGUAGAGUUACUAUCUAAAAAGCUCUCUAGUUAGCGUUGCCAACUGCAAAGUCAUAUAUUAUAUAACAAUAAAAAAAGUUAGUAAAUAAGUGCGCUUAGUUGGGGUAGUGCAACUAUUUUAUGAAAUGUCAAUAGAGACGUCUCAAGUUUGAUGCCAAAUUUGUUUUGCCGCCAAUUUAACGGUACUUUAAGUCAGGUUACUUGAAGUCGCGUUCAACAGCGUCAACUAGCUACUUGUUGAGCGCUUAAUUUAGCAAUAAAUAUACUUUUUAUGCUUAGUCAACGUGUUACAUGGACUUCCAUAUACAUAUACACUGAUGUAACAAACAAACCUACAACAACGUAUACGUAACGUAUAUAUUUUUGCAAUUCGAAAAAAAACUAAUAAAUUUAAAAUUUAUAUAAUUCAUAUUAUAAUGGUAGAGUGUUUUUUCAUGCAAAUUUAUAUUGUAUAAGCUUACAAUAAUUCUUGUUGCAAUCUUUGUUGCCUUUAACAGUUAAGUAGUUAGGUUUUAUGGAAAUUUUGUUGUUAUGAAAACUUGUUACACAAAAAAAAUCAUCAUAUACAUUUACUUUAAUAGGGGUUAAAUAGGUAAAAUUUGUAUAAUCACAGUGGAGUAUUUGUUGGACUAUUUUAUUUGAUUAUUUUUUUCCUAUAAAUAGGUUAAGGUGAAAAUUGAAAUAAGCAUUUACAUGAAAUAUUUUUUACAAUAUUUGUACUGCAAUGGAUCAAAUGUAUCAAUAAUGUUUAAACGUAAAAGAAAUAAAUUAGUUUUACCGAAAAAAAAAAA